Molecule: messenger RNA, 4071 nt
Organism: Polistes canadensis
Lineage: Eukaryota; Metazoa; Arthropoda; Insecta; Hymenoptera; Vespidae
Product: facilitated trehalose transporter Tret1-2 homolog
Exons: 4
Coding region: 2400-4028 (542 amino acids)
Biological process (GO): transmembrane transport
Cellular component (GO): membrane
Molecular function (GO): transmembrane transporter activity
Source: RefSeq, a predicted model, not a curated record
CUCUCUCUUUUUUUCUUUCUUUUUUUUUUAACAAAAUUCACUUUAUUCACGUAUCUUAUGUUAAUUCGUUGAACAAACAUACACGUAAGGAAGAAAAAAAAAUAAUAUACCGAAUAUUGAAGAUAAUAAUGAUGUCAUUAUUGAUUUGCAUUUAACUUAUUUAUAAAUUAUUUAUUUAAGAAAUAAGAGAAAAAAAAAAAUAAAUAACAUAUUCAAUGAAAGAUCUAGGAAAAGUACUGGUCGAGCUUGAUAAUUAGGUAUUUUUCGUUAUCUCGUCGCAGAAGGAAAGAUUUUUUUUUUUUCUUUUAUUUCCCCUUACAAGAGACGGUUCUUGAUAUUAUAAUUAUUACAUGAUCGUGUUCAUCAACUAGAAAAAUUAUAAUUACAUUCCGGUCAGGUAUCACUUCUUCGAUAAACAUCGUUUAGUUGAAAUGUUUCUUCUAAUAUCGUUUAGAAUGAUUGGACUUUAAUUAACUAAUUCAAAUAUUUAUCGUGUUAUUUACACGAUAACAAACAUUUAAAGGUUUUCUUUUUUUUUUUUUUUUUCCCUCCUCCUCGAGUUUUAUUUGCGUUUUCAAUCAAUUUUCAAUCAUUUUCUAAUUCCUAUUAUUUAUUAAACGAUGUAUCAUUCCUUUUUUUUUUUUUUUUACCAUCAUUAACUUAACCGUUAAUAUCACACGUUGAACGAUUAUCAUUCCGUUAUUUCUUCGUAAAUAUAAAAGUAAUAAAGUGUCUAUGUGAAUUGUGUCUACGUUAUCUGAACUUAAAAAGAAACAACCUUGAAACCAGUCACUUUUUAUUUCUCAUUAAAUCUUGUUUAAUAUUGAAACGACAAAAUGAACAAAAUUAUUCCCCGCAAGAUAUUUAAAUAUUUGAUUUUAACGAUUAUAUAGUCCGAAGAAUUUGUAAUAACGUUGUGUCGUACUAAAGUUAAUGAGAAACUAUCGAAAAAAAUGAUUUUCUAUGACGUUGAAAAACAGGUUACUAAGUGCGUCACGAAAUAGACGACGGGAUGAGUUUCUAUCUGGUUUUUCCUGCAUCGUUUCGAGAAAGUUAAAUCGUUGUAUGCGUUUUAUCAGGUUACACGGAACAUUUGUAUCGAUAUCGAAUGAAAAUUUUCAUUAAAAAAGAAAAGAAAAAAAAGAAAACAUUUAAGAUUCGUAUAAAAUCUAUAAUAUUAUUAUAUCUGAUAAAUAAUUGUUCAUCCCAAUAUACAAACUUUUCCGAUUAUUCGAUAAAUAUUGAACUCUUAUGCAGUUGUCUCAUUUAGACUGGGUUAUUCUAUCCCAGGAGAAUUCGCAGGACGUUGACCGAACCAUCGAAAAGGUUCAAGGACAGAUCGUUUUCGUUCGAGUCUUAAAGAAUGUUCUUCGGUUGUACAUCGGUUGGAAAUGCAUUACCAUUCCAUGUAAACAAUAUUCCAAACCCGGAACGUUAAUCGAUCUCUCUUUAAAAGAUUCAAUUAACAAUAAUAAAAGUUUGAAGUAAACAAAAUCGGAAGGUGGGAAUAUCUCGAACAAAACAAAAAGCUAUGAUUCACGAUAAGAACGUGUUGUCCAAUUGAUCGACCAAUUAAGUGACGUCAGGUGUUUCAGAGAUACAUUUUAGUUGGAAUAAAAAUAGAAAAAAAUAACAAAAGUGAAUACUCUUUGUUGCAUCUCGGCAACGAUCGGAUUUCUGAAUCGAAUCGUAGAGAGGGAGAGAGAGAGAGAGAGAGAGAGAGAGAGGAGCCAGGUAGGAUUCAAGGUCGUGGCAAAACAUAAAAAGUGGGUAAAAACAAGUGGCAGACGAGCUAACACGCGAUCAAGAAGCCGGUUUAGUUCGGGGAAUCGAACAAAUUCCUGAGUGGGCCGGUCCCGGUUGCAAUUAAAUCGGGAAAAAGGGAAUGAGAGAAGAAGAGAUCGGGUUCCUGUUAUUCAAUUGUUUCGAAGAAAAUCCUGAGGAAAAUAUUAGCGAUUGAAAUGAAUAAUACGAAAAGAUGGCUUUGGUUUAGUUGAGAGUCCGACGUGCGGUGGUGUUUAUGUUUGUGUGUGUGUGUGUGUGUGUGUGGCGCCAAAUGAGAAGAGGGGAUUCCAAUAAAAAUACGUAUAACACGUAUAUGUUCCUGAAGUGGGCAGACCGCGUUCGGCAGCUCUCAGUUUCCUCUCUGUGGUUCGUUCGAUAAUGACACCAAAACCGAUAUCGGGGAUUCGCGCGAAUACCAUCCUGACACACCUAUUCGCAUUCUAUUACUAAUUAUUCGGAUAUAGUGUGCGUGUUCCGGUGUAUUCCUACGUAGUGUUCUAAACUAAUCGUUUGUUACCUUCGAUUUUAUUCCAAAAAAAAAAAAACCAAUCGCAUUCGUAUAAACAAUCUAUUUUAAAUCUAUAUUCAAGGAUCAAGCAACGAAACAAUUCGUCAUGGAAGAAACGUCCAAUGAAAGUUGCUUCAUUAAAACCUUUCAAAGACUACGUAGAUACAAAUUAUCUCCUACCAAGGAACAUUAUUGUUUCGAUAAGAAUACGAGAGAAACCAAAGAGGAGGAUGCUUCACGUUGUUUUCUUAAUAACGAAAAAGUGGGCAGGGUUGUCCCUGCGACACAGGAUAAAACAAAUCAAGGAAUACAACAGGAAAUUUCAAUACCAGUCGAAUCGUUCGAGGUACCACCUAGAGGAAAAAUAAUGGGCGGCGAGAUGUUUCGACAAAUUUUAAUUGGCGUAGUUUGCAAUCUAUUGAUCAUCGAUAGCGGAUUCCAAGAAGGCUGGAGUACACCAACAAUACCAAAGUUCAUCGCUAAGGAAGAUCCUCUGACAGUGAACAGCGAUCAAAUAGCUUGGAUGGUUAAUUUACUUUACGUUGGUGUCGGUAUCGGUUCAUUGAUCCCAUUUAUUUUGAUGAAUCGUAUCGGUCGUAAGAAAACAUUGCUGUUAGCCGCAUUACCUAAAAUCAUUAGUUGGAUUUUAAUCGGCGUGGGAACCGAACAAAUGAGCAUCUUCUGCGGUAGAAUACUAGCCGGUAUCGGUUGCGGUAUUUCGUAUUCCGUAUUGCCAAUGUAUCUCGGUGAAAUCAGCAGCAAACGUACUCGUGGUCUCUUAGGUACAAUGAUGGCGGUUAACAUGAACAUUGGAAUGUUACUGAUAUUUACCGUAGGUCUCUGGAUUUCACGAUUUAUGAUGUCCAUGAUCGCCAUGACCGUACCGAUCUUGUUCGUGGUUAUGUUUGCCUGGUUACCCGAAAGUUCGGUCUUCCUAACUCAACGAAAUCAAUUAACCUCGGCUAAAAAGACGUUAAGAUGGGCAUUGGGAAAGGAUAACGUUGAGGAAGAAAUGGAAGAAAUAAAAAGAAUAUUGAUAACCGAGGAUACUUCGAGGAAAUUAACAUUUUACGAUAUUAUCAAGGAAAUGUUUAAGAAGAGAGAAAAUAAACGUGGUUUUGGGAUUAUCUUAAUUUUAAGCAGUGCAUUGACGCUUACCGGUGGUGCACCGAUAUUAGCUUACCAAUCGGAAAUCUUUGAAAAAGUGAACUUUGCGGUGUCCACGAAUUUGAGCAUUAUCGUUACCGGUUGUGCCAUGGUCUUUGCCGGAUUUGCUUGUAUCCUAUUGGUUCAUAUUACCGGAAAAAGAAUAUUGUUAUUGAUCUCAGCGCCUGUUUGUUUCCUCGCAUUAUUUAGUUUAGCUUUAUUCUUUACUUUCCAUUCGGCCGGUUACGACGUUUCAAGAUUCAAUUGGGUACCAUCGGUAUUCGUGAUGAUUUUUGUUCUUAGUUAUGGAUUGGCAUUGAAUCCAAUGCCUUUGGCAUAUCUAGGAGAAAUAUUUCCUUUCGAAAUGAAAAGAGCUGCCGCAAUAUUUGCCUCGGUUUAUUACGCUGGAACUACCACAGUGAUUGUCAAAUUUUAUCAGGUAACGCAAGAUCUAUACGGUAUCCAUGUACCCAUGUGGAUUUUUACCGCGAUAACUGUUAUUUUAUGGAUCUUUAUCUAUUUCUUCGUACCCGAGACGGAAGGGAAAACAGUUGAGGAAAUAUUGUUGAAUUUGAAGAAUAAAAAAUAAUCUUUUAAAAAAAAAUCAAUACGUUUAUCAAAGAAAUCUUAUA